Lactuca virosa is the source of this 1389-nucleotide messenger RNA. NCBI's taxonomy places the organism in Eukaryota, Viridiplantae, Streptophyta, Magnoliopsida, Asterales, Asteraceae. The record is from the annotation of a GenBank genome assembly.
AUGAAGAAGAAGACAACGACGAAGAAGAUAAUCUUUUUGAUUGUGAUUAGCAUCUUAAGUGACAGCAAGUGCAGCAUUAGCCCAUUUAUACAAAGUUUUGAUGGAUCUAUGCUCAUUACAACCACCUAUCAACCAGUCUUAUUACGCCAUUAUCGAUCGGAGCUUUGUUGUUCGCCGCCUGCUCCAUCAACCGGUAGAUUUUUCUCGAUCGGCUUCAUCCCUACCUCGAUCCUCCCUAAAUCAGAGGUUCCAAUCCACUCUACUUCACUCCAAUCCAAUCCAAUCCAACACAAUCCAGGAAAGAUGUCACAAUUUUUAUUAAGAGAAAGCAACAUACAAAUUACUAUGGGUGCCACAUCAUCAACACAUGAAUCAUCCACCCAAUCAUCCUUACCUACAUCAUCUACCCAAUUAUCUGUUGAGGAAAAUAUUGGCAUUCAACAUCAAGGGUAUUUACUUGGAUCUACUGGACUGGAUGGGCUUCUAUAUAUUGGAGUGCGAGAUAAGGAGUUAUUUCCUUCGGGCCCAUGUUCUUCCAUUAUCUAUGAAUCCUUUGGUGAGAGAGCUGAUUUAAACGGGUAUAGCUGGGUAACUUUAAGUGACGAGACAAAACUCCUUUAUUGGGACGAGUUUCAUAAAAAGUGCCAUUGGGAUGAAGCAAAAACUCCGCGUAGAGGUGUAGCUGAUGGACAAGCCCUUUCUACGCAUACCGGUGGAUCGGCUUCUCAUUCCAAGAUUGCUUCUGAUUUAAAGAAGCUUUGGGGACAUGAUCCGGCACACCAUGAACUAUUAUUGUAUACACACACUAAGAAUCACGAUGGAGUGACUUUUUUAGUUGACAAAGCUAAAAAAAUUCAUGAUGAUUUUAUGGAACGAUGUGAUCGGUUGGAAGCAAUAGGAGAGGAAAUUGAUGAGGAAAAACUAUUUUAUGAUGUUGUUGGGGGACAUGAUCGAAAAAAGAGAUUAUAUGGAUUUGGCUCAUAUGGAAAGCGCAUUCGUUCUAGUAAAGGAUCUUCUGAAAUGCAUCGCGAACAAUACGAGGAUAAUAAUGCCGAGACAAAAGUCGAGAUUGAGAAUAUGAAGAAGUUAGUUGAGACACAACGCGAACAAUAUGAGGAUAUUCAACAAAAAUAUGAGGAUGUUCAACAAAAAUAUGAGGAUGCUCAGAAAAAGAAUGUGGAGUUUCAGCAGAAAAAUGUGGAUGUUCAAGCAAAGUUUGAACAACUUCUUGCACAAGCAAUGAAUGUCAUUAACACAUUGAGUGAACAGAAGAAUGGGAAGGGGGAAGACCCUUUGUGGGGAGACGUUUUCAAGCAGACUCACCUUGAAAAGAGUGCAAAUAUGAAGUUGGCAUCUGGAGAGUUGAUUGGGAGCCAACCUGAGCAUUAG